CAGCAGCUCUGCAGCAGCUUUGGUGCAUUUAUGUCCUUUCCAGUGAUGGUAAACGUCGCACCAAAAUAUGUUUUGCUUUACAAUAGAGUAUUUAAAGAACUGAAACGUGUAAAGAACCACCCAUCAGGCUCUGGAUGAAGAGUAGGCCAGAGCUAUUUGCUGAGGAGGACAAGGCGACUGAAGAACACAGACCGCUGUCAGCAGCAGUACAGAGAAGGGUCAGGCAGAGAUAAAGCACUACAGAGGUUCUCCUCCUACGCUGACCUCAGUGAGUCCCGUAACCUGGUGAUGGGAUAUGACGGACAUUCUGCCAAUAGUUUCUGACUUGGCAGAGCAAACGUGUUCUACUGAUGGGGACAAUAUCAGCCAGGAGCGGGCUUGGCAGUUGCAGACAUGUUGAUUGAUUUUUAAGAAUUUCUGAAUGAUGUAAAGGUCUUACGGUGGAUUUAUACUCAUACAGAGUGGAUAUGACGCAUCAGUAUAAAUCCUACUUUAAGUAUGCAGCAGUAAGCCUUAUGUACUGACUUGCAACCGUUCAUUUUUCACUGUAUUGGUCACAUUUUGCUCCUUUGUGCUUUUAUAUACUGUUGGAGCUGCAGUGGUUCAGGAUACAAGGCAGUUGUGGUAAUCUGAAGACGGACAGUUUGAUUUUUGCGCAGUAAAAAUGUAAUUUAAUGAUGCUUCAUAAAAUUGGUAUCAAAAACGUAUAGUUCAGGAACCAGUGUCAAAGUCAAGGUAUCGAAAUUUUAGAAUGAUACCCAUGCCUAGUGGGGAGAGAGGGCGGACCCACCGAUCUGAGUGGGUUAGUGACAGUGAGGAGUGUCAGCAUUUUACCCAAAGUUGAAUAUUUUCCAACUUUCAGCGACCAUGACGUAGGACAACCACUGCCCCACCCAGCUUAGUCUUGGCAAGGUGCUGGAAACAUCAGUAAGUCCAAAUUGUAUGUUCUGAGAGGAUAUAAUAGACUGAAAGCUCCAGAAUUAAAGCUACACUUACCUUUCUGGAAAUUGUACGCUUUUCUUUGCUUAUGUUUAAAUGCUACUAGUCCAUACCCAUUAGUAGCUUUGUCACCUUCUACCUAUGCCAAUCCUCAAUGCCUCUGUGCAGUUUCACAUAGAUUGACCACGUCAGUGAGUAAAAAAACGUGGGACAGACAGAAUGACACACUGACAGUUUCCGUGAUUAUGUACAGCAUACCAUACCAUGACUUAGUCAUACCAAAAAUUAGGAGAAAAAACACCAACAUUGGGCCACAGGGGGAGCCACAGCGAUCGGUCACAUUUUAGCAAUUUUUAAGCAUUUUUCUGUUGUUAUAGCGCCACCCAGUUGCCAAUUACAGUUAAAUUUCUCCAGUCACCUUGAGGCGUCCUGUUCUACAUAUCUACCAAGUUUAGUAAAAAUCGAUAUGGCGGUUAGGCCUAGAUAGGAAAUUAGCUCUCUAGCGCCCCCAUUUUGUUUGAUGGGGUCCAUAAUGGAGGGGUCCCCUCAGAUUAUGUGUGGUCAUAUGUCUACAAAGUUGCGUGGUGAUCGGUGAAACCCUUGAGAUGUUAUACACCUUUAUGUGAUGAGCCACGCCCUCCGCAAUAUUCAUUGCCUUAUAGAAGCUCACUUUUAGUAAGUUUUCCAACUUUUGCCAAGAGGGAACUUUAGAUAUUGGUCCCUAGAUUAUGUUCACCCAGUUUCAUGCAGAUCGGUCAAACUUCCUAGGAAGAGAUCGAUUUCAAGUGUUUUUCAAAAAAUUCAAAAUGGCGGAAAAUCUAUAUAACCGGAAGUUAUGGGUUCUUGAGGCAAAUUUGUUCCUCAUGAGGAGAGGCAUCUCUGUGCAAAGUUUCAUGUCUCUACGACAUAGGGGGGAUGAGAUAUGCCCAUUCAAAGUUUGCAAUUUCAAUCAGUUGCUAUAGCGCCUCCCUUUGGCCAACUGAUGCAAUAUUGCUUCAUUUGCAUCCUCCCAUGACCCUCUACCACUGUGCCAAAUUUCACAUGGAUUGACCAAGUCAGUGAGGAGAAAAACGUGGAACAGACACACAGACACACACAGACAGAGUUUUUGUCAUUAUAUAGUAAGAUUAAUAAACUGAUGGCACACUAAAAUGUAAGGGGAUUCCACCAGAAAUGAAAACUCAUAAUUAUACCAUUCUCAUUUGGUUCUAAGAAAACUCUGACCAAUCACUGCAUUCGGACCAAGCCUCAGUAUCAUCUUCCUUGUUUGUUGCCAGUCACCAGUACUAUCUAACGUUAGCAUUUACGUUAUAUUAUAAAACUCAUCAGUCAUCACUGACCCCGGAUAAGUUUCAAAACACCGGGGCUGCAUUUGACUGUGCAGGACAGGCGAUGUUAUGUUUAGUUUGCUUCUAAUAUAACAUAUAACGUUAUAUAUGACAACACAGCAUCCAGUUGCUAAUAGCUAACAUUAGCGUACUGUAGCGUAGCCUCUGAAACAUUAACUUCCUUAUGCAUUUCCACUUACUACUAUCUAACGUUAGCACUGUAACCUUAUUCUAAAACUCAUCAGUCAUCACUGACUCCUGUUGAGUUUUAAAACUCUGGGGUUACAUUUGACUUGGUUGUAACGUUACACUCACUCUCUUCUUCCGUGUAACUAAAAGUACAUUGCCAACGCCUACGUCUAUCAUAGACGUAAUGAGGACGUAAUGGAGGAGGGGGGAGUAGGCCUUUGGAGGGAGGUGGAGUUGUGGGUGUUCAAACUGUUUCUAAGUGCUGUGUGAAAUGCAAGAAACGUCAGAGUUGCUUUAAUUGAAAGCCUGCAUAGGUGUAAGUGUGUGGAAAUCUUUUCUACCAGUUUGAACUCUUAGUGGCCCCCACUCAGUACAGACUAGACACUCAGCACCUCAUCACACUGCUAGCAAUAGUAGCAGAAUGUAAAUAAACUGCGCUUCUCUUAAGAAGAACACAGCAGUUUUGGUGGUUGCUUGUGGUUGUGGUUGUGGUUAUUCCAACAGCCCUAAUGAGGGACUUUCCAGGUGAAUGGCAGCCAUCAGACAAAAAAAUAGUAUGUACAAGACAGUUACUUUUACAGUCAAACAAUUAGGGACAUUUUAUCUUCUGACAAGAUCAUGGCGUAAAACGGUAGCAAUACAUUGUUGACUUCAUGAAGCAAUCUAUCAAGAAUGGACUCUUGAACAUAUCCUAAUGGCUAAUAGGGCUGCAACUAACGAUUAUUUUCAAUGCUGAUUAAUCUGUGGAUUUUUUUUAUCGUUUCGGGUUUUUAACGGUGAAAAAUAUAUCAGUGUUUCCCCAAGUCCAAAAUGACGUCAUCAAAUGACAUGUUUUCUCCGCAACUCAAAAGCCCUUUUUAAAUAGAAAACUUGGGCACCUCGGAUCAACUCGCCAAUCCGGCUAUGUGUGUGUAUAAAUGCUCACAGCUUGCCGAAAAUCUGGCAGUGUAAAAGGGGCUAAAGAUAUUCAGUUUACUGUCACAGAGGAGUAAAACAAAAAGAAGAAAAACAAAAACAAAAAACACAGAAUAUAUUCAAAUUUAAGAGGCUGGAAUCAGAUAAUUUUAACUUUUUCUCAAAAAUUCUAAAAUUUCUCAAAACGAUUAUCAAUAUGAUAGAAUAGAAAUUAAUUUUACAGUUGACAACUAAUCGAUAAUCGAUUCGUCUUUGCAGCUCUUUUUGCCAACACAGCGCCUUGCUUGAUAUCGCUGCACUCGAGUUGAGCCAUUUUCAACUUAUUUUGCCAAAUAACCCAGGGCCAUACCGUUUCUAUUUAUUGACCAUGUUAAGAAUAUAGCUCCCAGGAAAUAUAAAUAUGUCUGCUGAGGAAGCUACUUUCUAAUUUUCCUGUGAAUACACACAAAAAAAACAACCCUCCCCUCUUCCCCCACCCUCCUCAUGAAAAAAAUAUUGCUCCGAGUCACAGUGUGGCAGAAUUAAAAUGACAAUGUCUAAAUAUGAAAAUUCAGGCAUUGCAGACCACCACGGCUAAAUGAGCAUAGCGGAAACAUUGGUGUAAUUAUCUGUGUUCUAAUUAUCCUCCAAUACAAGAGACUGGCAGGAGACACAUUAAAGACAGUGACUGAACAGGCUUCUGAGUUGCUCUGUCCAUCACUGCACGAGUAAACUCAAUCCUGAUGUCUAAGCAAACCUUUCAAAAUUUGUUGAAGUGCUGACAUGAAGGCUUGCUUCUCCCCCUUCUCCUCUUAUUUCAUAGCAAAUUGCGAUAAUGCUUUAUUCCUCUUUCUGGAGAGUGGGUGUGAAUACAAAUAGGUCAGCAGCCCAACCCCCCCUCCACCACCACCCUCCCCUUUAACAGGGCAGGCAGCAACAGCAGCAGAGACGGCGUGAUGUGGUGGGAGAACGUGCUGCCACCAAGCCUGGAGCUGCCUAUCAGAACGAAAAACACACAAAUCACAGCGCUACCUCCCGUUCAUCUUCCUCCUCCCCCGCUGCUCUCAACCCUCCAGCCCUCUCGCAGACAACACAACGACAGCCCACAGGAGCUGCUGAAUGAGGAGGGUGAGAAAAGGAAAGUGGAAAAAAAAGGAAAGCGAGGCACAUGGUAGGGGGGAGGGAGGUUAACAUGAGAGCAUGUGAAUUAAAGAGGAAGAGCGAGAGGAAACAAGGAUCCACGAGGAAGUAGAGGCUGAACAAACGGAGAGAUGCAAAGCUUGUGCAUCAUCCAGAGAUGAUCUCGAUCUAUCCGCUGCUGCUUUGAUAUACAGAAUACGACAGGCGAGGACAGCGAAAGGACCCACGGCUGCAGCUAACUGUCAACCACUGACUCUAUACUCCCUUUGGCAAAAGGCAGCAGCAGCAGCAGCAGCUCCGUUAGCAUCAAGCCUCUGGGGACAAUGCGCCAAGGCAGAUGGAGAGACUGCAACACUGGAGCUCUGACACAUGUUCUGCCCAUGCAUGCAAACACAGAUACACUUGUGCAUGCAAGUGGUAGUUAGCUUCGAGUGGCAGGAAAAGGACCAAAUUUCUCCGUCCUUCUGCGUAACAGCCACAUGUGGGCUGGGUUAAAAGAAGAGGAUGAUUUGUCACACGUUGAGAAGGAAAUAAAUAAGGACCUGAGUCGUCAAGCUGGAGCUGUAUGUGAUUUGGCUACAGGGACGAAAGGAGCAGUGACCAAGAGGGCAAUUUGUGAGUGAGGAUUGUAAUUCAUCAUAGUCAGCAAUGAUGGAUGCCAGAGAGAGACGAGUACUUGGAUUAAAAUGGGCAAUCAUGAGCCGUACAGCAUUAGAGUGGACUCACAUCUUACAGCUGGCUUGCUGGACAACAACACUGUCUGUGAUGAGAGAUCAACAUUGGGUCCAAGUCCCUUAAGGAACCCAUCACACACACACACUUCACAUUGCCUCAAGGGAUCAAGGACUGGUCAGAAGCUGCUGACAGUAAGCCUUGGGAGCGUGACACCUGUCUGAGUGAAUUCCUCCUUCUGAAACCAUGCAGUGGAGACGACGCCACUGCUGUACACACACAGCUAAAUUUCUCUCUCUCCUCACACUGUUGGGUCUGUUGGUCUUUCUGGUCCAACAGGUGUGGCUGCCUAAGCUCACAGGUAUGCCACGGUGGAGAGGCCAUCCUGUGGUGUACGGAGGGGGUGAACUGCAUACCACCAAAGCCAAAUGGAACAUGAGUGCCCCACAUUCAGCGUGGAGGUUUGUCAUUGUCCCUCAGUCGACUUUCAAGGCUGAUACUAACAACAGCUCCCCUGAGAAGGUGGGUGUCUCCUCAUUUCAAGGAGACCCAACUUUUGAAAGCACACCAGCAGCCAACACUAGCCAAAGUGUAGAGGGAGACCUUCGUGACAAUGUAACCCAUGGGCCUUUCACUUAUAUCAUCAACGAGCCAGACAAAUGUGUAGACAGCGGACCUGCGCCUUUUCUGGUGUUGCUUAUAGCCACUGAGGCUCGGCAGGUGGAGGCAAGAAAUGCCAUACGACAGACGUGGGGGAACGAGAGCGUGGCUCCAGCUCUGGGAUUCAUCCGGCUGUUUCUGCUGGGGAAGAAUGAGGGAGAGCUGGGACUUCUACAGCAACGGAUGCUAGAAGCAGAGAGCCGGAGGCACCACGAUAUCAUUCAGCAGGACUUUCUGGAUUCCUACAAAAACCUGACCAUUAAGACAUUGAUGGGAAUGAACUGGGUGGCAAUGCACUGCCCAAAAGCCGGCUACGUCAUGAAGACUGACAGCGACAUGUUCGUCAACACAGAGUACCUCAUUUACAAGUUGCUCAGACCAGAACUGCAGCCUAAGAAGAACUACUUCACAGGCAAUAACAUGAGAGGCUUUGCACCCAACCGAAACAAAAACAGCAAGUGGUACAUGCCCCCUGAGCUGUACCCAGGUGAGAAGUAUCCCACCUUCUGCUCUGGGACUGGUUACGUCUUCUCUGGAGACUUGGCGAGGAAGAUCUAUGGCGUAUCGCUGAGAGUCAGCCGCCUGCAUCUGGAGGAUGUGUAUGUGGGAAUAUGCCUGGCCGAGUUACGAAUCGAACCCACUCCUCCGCCCAAUGAGUUCCUAUUCAACCACUGGCGGGUGUCUUAUUCCAGCUGCAAAUACAGCCAUCUCAUAACAUCGCAUGGGUUUCAUCCCAACGAGCUACUUAAAUAUUGGCAUCACCUGCAGAGCAACAAACACAAUGCCUGCAUCAACCCAAUGAGAGGAGGCAGGGCACACUCAGGCAGAGUGUACAAAGAGAGACCAGCACAGUAACUGACAGAUAUCAAUGAACUCCACUUGUCACAAGCUCUUUGUUAGAUGCAAAUAAUGUUUUAAUCUCAGACCGUUCUAUUCUUAACAUCAAGGGAUUAAUCCAAACUUUAUCCACAUACUCACUAAAAUACAAAUUCUACAUCAAUGUUGUGUGCAAACUCUACAGCUAUUGCCAAUUUUGUAUAAAAGAGAUUAAAAUGUUUCUAUGUCUGGGACAAACCACUGGAGAUUUUAUGUACAGUUAUAUUUUACAACAGAGUGAGCUGUGUUUCUCUGUGGUGCAAAGGCUACUUUUUUGUAAUGAUGUGAGAUCUACUGUCUGUGUUUUAUAUAUGCUGCCUUACAAGUACGGGCCACUCUAAAACUAGAGUGGACAGGGUACAGUGCCAAUAAAUGUUUCCACGUGUGUAGCAAAAAGUCAAUCAAGUCAUUUCAAAAGACACAAAAACAAGUCAGAUACUACAGAUUGUUGCAUAUCGACUUGGGAAUUCUUGUGUGUCUGUACAUAUAAAAGUGCAUUUAAAGUCAAAGCACGAAGUUCCCCUUGUUACUUGAGUGAUGUACUGUCUCAUGAUAAAAAGAGUUACAAUGGUAAAUGAUGACGCACCUCUAGAGACGCUUAUCUUAAAAAUGAUAAGAGAAAAAACUUUCCAUUCGGUGGUUUAUGCUGAUCCUCUUCAAGAUACCAAAACAGAAUGAGCAAUAUUUUUUUUUCAUAGACUGAAUACUCUAUUCCUGACAUUUUUAAAAUGUGGUCACUUGUAUUGACUUUAUUUAGAGGGUAACUUGGGUAAAAUUUAACCUUGACCAUAUUUUCCUCUGAAUUGGUGUCUAAGUGACUAAUGGAAACAACGAUUUGCGAAAACUGCAGAGCAAGCGCUGCAACCAGCAGCUGUGAAACAGGCUGCAAUGUAAUGUGAAUUGGCAAUUGAACGCUGUCAAUUUAAGUCCGCUUAAAGUGUUUUUGCCACUGACAGGCUCAGAUUGUUAUUCUAAGUGUCUGCAAACAUUAUGGAUUGGAUCCCCACAGAGAUAGACGUUUUUGCCACAGCCACAUAAUUGCUCUCACCAAACAUACCAGACUCCAUUUAAAUAAACAGUUAUUCUAUCAGUGUGAACACACUUCAUUAAAAGUCAAGAAAAAUAAAAUAAAACAUUCAGAAGCCACAUCUUGGUUUAUCUUUCAACUGUUCCAACAAUCAGCAAUUCUGGUUUGGUUCAAAUAAACCUUAAUUCACCCAGUUAGAUGUGAAAAUAUGAUGGCACUAUUCACAUUAGAAUUACCGUUUCUUUAAACAGAGUCUGGUGGGUUUGACCAUAGCGAUCUCAAGGCUGAUUCUGGUUGAAUAAAGUGGAUCAUACUCUUUAUAAAUAGGCCUAUCUCGGUAGGGAUCCUUUCCAAAAUGUUGAUAAAAUUACUGUUUACUGAAAUGGAGUCUGGUGAGUUUGAUGAUCGCCAUUUCAGGGCUGUUUCCGGUUAACCAAAAAGGAAUCUACUCUUUGAAGGGGUUUCACUCACUCACUUUUGUCUAAAUGAGUGAUAGGAUGUUCAAUAUGUGACAUUCCUCCAAUACGAAGCUUGGGCUGACCUGCCUGCAGCUCAUGAGCGCGCUCUUUAUUUAAUAAUAGGGCACUCAACCCCCGUCAAACAACUUCAAAAUACGUCCACUAAAAGUGCUUUUUUUUUUUUAAACACAGAUAGGCUCGGAUUGUUAGUAUAAUUAUCCAACAACAUAACGGAAAGGAUCAAUGAACGUCUGUCUUUACCUUUAGCUGGAAUCGGACAUGUUUGUUGCGGCAAGCCAAAACACUUCCAAACACACCAAAGAAGAAGAAGAAUCUCGCGAGACAUGAGAUUGCCAAGCCAGACUUUCACUCUCUGAGUGAGUGUUUUGACUUGCCUCAACAAACAUUCUGAAUUUUUACCCGAUUUUGACCAACUGGAUCUGGAUGAGCCAUUUGUAUUUAAUGAUCGCCCGUAUUUAUUUGAACACGGAGUACACGGAUGCAGAAAUCCUCUCUCUCUGAGGAGGGAGAGGGAGCAGCAACAGGUAGAGGAACAUGUCUGAAUCCAGCUAAAGGUAAACACAGACGGUCAUUUCUCCUUCUCCUUAUGUUGUCGGAUAAUUAUACUAACAAUCCGAGCCUAUCUGUGUGAAAAAAAUGCACUUUAAGUGGACGUAUUUUGACAUUGUUUGACACUGUCCCAGUGCCCUAUUUUUUAAUAUAGCGCGCACUCACGGGCUGCAGGCAGGUCUGCCCUAGCUUCGUACUGGAGAAAUGUCAAAUAUUGAGCAUCCUAUCACUCAUUUAGACAAAAGUAGAUCAGAAAAUAGGGCCCAGGUUGAAAAAAACAUUAGUUCCCCUUUAACAAAAAGAUCUGUAUCUUUAAGCGCUUUCCAUAAUGCAUUCAGACACUUGAAAUCUUCAUUUGAAAUCUUCACUUCAACAAUCUGAGCAUAAAAACAAACACUUUUAGUAAGAUAUAGUACAUCGAAGGUGCAUAAUUGCCCCGAGCGGUUACAUUGCAGCCUGUUUCACUGCUGCCUCCACACUAGAUCAACUUUAAAAACUUCUCAUGUAGGCAAAAUUUAAAAAAAAAAAAAAAAAAACAUAGGCAAAAAGCGCCCUGGUAGAAAAGUACAGACGUUAACCUUUAACUACUUGAGAGAGAGAGAGAGAGAGAGAGAGAGAGAGAGUAAGUGGGUGUCAACUGACUGAUGCUGUGAGUCAUUAUAUGGCAAUAAUCACCUUAAAUAUAUACCACACAAUUUUGUUUUUACUGCUGUAAACACACAGAAGUCAUCAUCACUGAGGUCACAUCGAGGCUUUGGUUGGCAGCUGCUCUAACAGACACCAACAAAUAUAAAUGGGUAUUUCCUCCAUGUGUGCAAAAUGAAACUCACAUGCAGAGAAGCUCUGGCUUACAACACUAACAGCAAACGGCUUUUGGAGUUUUGUUCUUACCGUCACUGACUUCAGGGUCAUGCCGUGGUAGGUGCCCAUGGUGUCGAUCUUGAAACCCUCCGUUUCUAAGAAAGCAAGUGUAUAAAAUAUAAUGAUUUUAAAUAUGUAACAAGUUUGCAUCUUUCAAUUCUUACACUCGUUCAGGGCAUAUUGUCAUUUAAUUUUAUUUAUAAAGCUCAAUACCACAAAUCACAAUUUGCCCCAAAGGGCUUGACAGCUUACAACAUGCCUCUGUGCUUGGACCCUCACAUUUGAUAAGGAUAAACUUCCCCCAAAAAAAACUUCAUCAGGGAACCUUCAAUCUUAUCUCUACUAUUUUUCCUUAUUACCAUGUCAUCCCUACUGUCUGUAUUUGCUUAAAAGUAGAGACCCUGUUACAAACACAAGUGCACAGAGGAUUAUUACUGCUGUACUCAGAGCUGAAGCUGUGAUAUGACUGCAUAUGUUACAAGAAGGGGUAAAAAGGUGAGAGUGUACGCAAGGGAAGGAAGCAAAAAGCAAAAACACCACACACUAUCAAAGAUGUGAGAGUACGCCAGUAUGAAAGCAGCUGCGUGGCUGCGUUUCACAAUGGGUGGAAUUUACACGAGGCUGCCCUGCCGGCUUAGUUGACACAAAGAUAGUGGUAUCAGUGCACAUUUUUACAGGUCAUGAGUGACAGAUGUAGAUUAUUGACAGGCAUGUGCAACUGAAUACAAUCAACUAUUAGUAUGUUUCUACAACAUCGAUGUGGGUGUAGAGCAGCUUGAGGAACUGAAUCAGGAACUCAAAGUUUCUUUGUGCCUUUUUUAUUUUCACAUGCAUAUUUGCAUUUUUGCCAAAGAACCAUGACGAUGAGGCAAAUUAGACUAACAAUAGAUUAAAAGACUGACAAGUAUGACAUGCAAUCUACACAACAAAACAAAAAACUGUUGUUUGUUUUCCUGUAAUUCACUGUGACUCAUGCUGUGAUGAACAGGGGUGGGGGAAAUAAUCAUUUCUUAGAUGCACUGCAAUGUGGACGAGGGCGAUUCAGCAUCGAUUCUCAAAUGUCAAUAAUCAGUUAUCUUAAUGUUUGUUAUUAACGAGAUGUUGACGGAACGAAAUAGGCUGAACUUAACCAAAGGCAGCAGUUGCAAGCAUGUUUUAAUUUCAUAUCUAAAUAAUUAUAUUCACAUAGUGAAUGUGAAGUAUAUUGUGAAUAGUUUCUACACCAGCACCCAGAGACGAAAGUUAACAGAAUGCCAGUAGCUACUAACAGGAUACUGAUUGGUACAAAGCACUGUGGUUCAGACAUGAAUGCAUUAAACGGGAUUUGUACCUAUGGUGUAGGCUAUGCGUCGACGUAGAGCCUAUGCCAUAUCCUUCGCCGUAGCCUGACAUGCACCUUCCCAAAAAAGGUAACUACAUUUCGCAGCGAUGCAGACCUCCUGUCUAUUUUUGUAAGCUGAAACCAUUUCCCCUCAGUGGAAACAAAGCUUUUAUUUACUCUUAUUACACAUAUAAAAAAACAAUACAUUGUGAAGACAAUAAAGCCU
Messenger RNA from Epinephelus fuscoguttatus (brown-marbled grouper), 11161 nucleotides. Its product is annotated as beta-1,3-galactosyltransferase 2-like. Gene Ontology annotation, cellular component: membrane. Lineage: Eukaryota; Metazoa; Chordata; Actinopteri; Perciformes; Serranidae. The coding region runs from base 5409 to 6677 and encodes 422 amino acids. The transcript has 3 exons. The record is from RefSeq and is a predicted model, not a curated record. Gene Ontology annotation, molecular function: N-acetyl-beta-D-glucosaminide beta-(1,3)-galactosyltransferase activity.